Messenger RNA from Ctenopharyngodon idella (grass carp), 2952 nucleotides. RefSeq names its product sialoadhesin-like. The record is from RefSeq and is a predicted model, not a curated record. Gene Ontology annotation, molecular function: transmembrane signaling receptor activity. The coding region runs from base 58 to 1908 and encodes 616 amino acids. Gene Ontology annotation, biological process: cell surface receptor signaling pathway. The transcript is spliced from 11 exons. NCBI's taxonomy places the organism in Eukaryota, Metazoa, Chordata, Actinopteri, Cypriniformes, Xenocyprididae.
AGUGUUGCGUCUAUAAGACAGACUGUGUGUUUGACAGCGUGUCAUUAAUAGACCAGUAUGGAGCUCAGUUCACUUCCUCUAAUGCUCUUGCUGAUUUCAAACAUCCAGCCUGGACAAACUAAAGAGAGCCUAAAGCCUGUAGUGAUUAUAGAGCCUGACAAAAAUGAAACCGUCACUGUCAGAUGUAAAAUACCAGGAAAUGAAGACGACUGGACAUACAGCUGGUUUACAGAUGGAUUAUCUCAGCCCUUCAGCACUGGCAGAGAAUUCCGCUUCAAAAUUGAGGUAUCUGACAGCAGUAACAUCACCUGUAGAGGACAGAGAAAAAGUGACAGACAGAAGUCAGAGUUCAGUGACGCUGUUACACUGACUGUGUCAUUUCUUCCAGAGACACCUAAACCUGUUCUGACUGUUCAGCCUGAACCAUCACAGAUAUUCAGAGGAGAGACUGUCACUCUCACAUGUGACAUACAGGGGGAAGGAUGGACAUACAGAUGGCAGUGUGGAGAUACAGCGCACACCUCUGAAGAGAAAGAGCUCAAGAUCACUGUACAGAUCAAACAGAUGUGCAGGUGUUACAGCUGCAGAGGAUCAGACUGCUCUAAAAAGAGUGAUGCAGUGACUCUGACUGUGUUUGAUAAACCCAGAGUGACUGUGAAGCCCCAGAGUUCAGUGUUCACUGGAGACACAGUUACUCUGAGCUGUGAUGUGGGACAGUCAGCUGGACUGAGGAUUACCUGGUACAAAAACUUUGUGAGAUUAAAAUCUGAUGCUGAAACAGAAACACUGAGAGACGUGAGUCUCUCUGAUGGAGGAGAGUACUGGUGUGGUGUACAAAGAGAAAACAAGGCCACAACACAAAGUCAAAGAGUCAAGCUAACAGUAAGAGAGAGACCCAAAGCUGUAGUGCGUGUUCAGCCUGAUGGACGAGUGUUCAGAGGACAGACGGUCACUCUCACAUGUGACAUACAGGAGACAGACGUCACUAGCUGGAGCUACAUCUGGAAGAAAGAUGAUUCAGUGAUUCAUGAGAGUCAAUCAUGGGAAUACAGAAUCAGUUCUGUUAAUGAAUCUCACACAGGUCAUUACAGCUGUAGAGGAAGAGAGAAGGACGGAUCACGAUACUCACACACCAGUGAUGAAGUUACACUGACGCUAUCAGAUAAACCCAGAGUGACUGUGAAGCCCCAGAGUUCAGUGUUCACUGGAGACACAGUUACUCUGAGCUGUGAUGUGCGACGCUCAACUGUACUGAGGAUUAUCUGGUACAAAAACUUUGUGAUAUUAAAAUCUGUUGCUGAAACAGAAACACUGAGAGACGUGAGUCUCUCUGAUAGAGGAGAGUACUGGUGUGGUGUACAAAGAGAUAACAAGGCCACAACACAAAGUCAAAGAGUCAAGCUAACAGUAAGAGAGAGACCCAAAGCUGUAGUGCGUGUUCAGCCUGAUGGACGAGUGUUCAGAGGACAGACGGUCACUCUCACAUGUGACAUACAGGAGAAAGACAUCACUAGCUGGAGCUACACCUGGAAGAAAGAUGAUUCAGUGAUUCAUGAGAGUCAAUCACAGGAAUACAGAAUCAGUUCUGUUAAUGAAUCUCACACAGGUCAUUACAGCUGUAGAGGAAAUGAGACGGACGGAUCACGAUACUCACACACCAGUGAUGAAGUUACACUGACGCUAUCAGGUUUUCCAAGUUCUGAAGCUCCAUUGCCAGUUACACUGACGGCAUCAGGUUCAGAAGCUCCAUUGCCAGUUCUCUCAGUUGUCAAACUGAUCAGUUUUCUACUGGCAGCUUCUCCAUAUCUGCUAGUGUCGUUCAUUAUAGGAGUCAAAAGCUACAGAGUUCAUGGUGAAAGAUCUGGACUGCAGGCAGGCCAAUUCAGCACCCGGACUCUUCUACGGUGAAGCCAUGCUGUUGUAAUCGCUGCAGUAUGUGGUUUUGCAUAGUCCUGCUAAAAUACACAAGGCCUUCCCUGAAAUAGACAUCAUCUGGAAACCUUUAUAUACCUUUCAGCAUUCAUAGUGCCUUCCAAAACAUGCAAGGCACUAUGGCCCAUAACGUAUGCACUUAUGCACGCCCUUACCAUCAGAGAUGCUGGCUUUUGAACUGAACGCUGAUAACACACUGGAAGGUCUCCGUCCUCUUUAGCCUGGAGGACACGGCGUCCGUGAUUUCCAACACGAAUGUCAAAUUUGGACUCGUCUGACCAUAGAACAUUUUUCCACUUUGAAACAGUCCAUUUUAAAUGAGCCUUGGCCCACAGGACACGAUUCUUCUGGACCAUGUUCACAUAUGGCUUCCUUUUUGCAUGAUAGAGCUUUAGUUGGCAUCUGCAGAUGGCACGGCGGAUUGUGUUUACCGACAGUGGUUUCUGUAAGUAUUACUGGUCCCAUUUAGUAAUGUCAUUGGCACAAUCAUGCCGGUGAGUGAUGCAGUGUCAUCUGAGGGCCCGAAGACCACGGGCAUCCAAUAAAGGUCUUUGGCCUUGUCCCUUACGCACAGAGAUUUCUUCAGUUUCUUUGAAUCUUUUGAUUAUGUUAUGCACUGUAGAUGAUGAGAUUUCCAAAGCCUUUGCAAUUUGACGUUGAGGAACAUUGUUUUCCACAAUCUUUUUAUGCACUCUUUCACAGAUUGGAGAGCCUAUGCCCAUCUUUACUACUGAGAGACUCUGCCUCUCUAAGACACCGCUUUUAUAGCUAAUCAUGUUACAGACCUGAUAUCAAUUAACUUAAUUAGUUGCUAGAUGUUCUCCUAGCUGAAUCUUUUCAAAAUGUCUUGCUUUUUCAGCCAUUUGUUGCCCCCGUAGCAACGUUUUUUAGACCUGUAGCAGGCAUCAAAUUUGAAAUGAGCUCAUUUAGUGGAUAAAAGUGUAAAAUUUCUCAGUUUAAACAUUUGUUAUGUUAUCUAUGUUCUAUUGUGAAUAAAAUAUUGGCUCAUGUGAUUUGAAA